Messenger RNA from Cajanus cajan (pigeon pea), 2817 nucleotides. It is a transcript of the gene LYK2, whose product is annotated as Protein kinase superfamily protein. The record is from RefSeq and is a predicted model, not a curated record. Lineage: Eukaryota; Viridiplantae; Streptophyta; Magnoliopsida; Fabales; Fabaceae. Gene Ontology annotation, molecular function: protein kinase activity; ATP binding. Gene Ontology annotation, biological process: protein phosphorylation.
UCAAAGCCACAAAAUAAGAUGAAAUGGAGGGAUUUGAUCCUGAGCAUAUAUAUAUAUGAUAUGUUAAAGAGUGAGGUUGUUCACAUCACAUGCAGAGGUAGAUUCAUACAAAGGCAGGUUUGAAGCCCGAGGAGGUUCUAAAAGCAGUGAGUUAAAAGAGUGUUGCUAUAGUCACCUGAACAGCUGUAGUCAGAAGCGUCAAAAUAUACAAAAUAAACUUGGUGAUUCCCAACACUCCUUUGAAAAAAAUUCUGUUAUCUUUCACUUGUAUAGAUCCGAAAUACUCACUCUCCAAGAGACACCCUUUCUAUUUUAAUACUCCACUCCAUGUUAGAGCUAGCUGAGUGGUCAUGGCCACAGUAGAAUUCAUCAUUGCAUUUCACAUGAAGCCUUUGGUUUUUCUCCUUUGGCUCUUUGUCCCCUCAUUGGGCAAAGACUUGCUUAGUUGUGAGACAACUUCACCUGAUACCUCUGCCUACCAUUGCAUUCAAAAUGUGCCACAUAAUAACAACCAUAACCAAUGUGCAACUUUUGCACUCUUUCUCACCAACUCUUACUAUUCUUCUCUCUCCAACCUCACCUCUUAUUUGGGACUCAACAAGUUUGUGGUAGCACAAGCCAAUGGUUUUUCUGCUGACACUGAGUUUCUCUCCCUGGAUCAGCCUCUCUUGCUACCAAUUGAUUGCAAAUGCAAAGGUGGAUUCUUUCAGGCUGAGUUAACCAAAAUUACCAUCAAAGGUGAGAGUUUCUAUGACAUUGCUGAAUCACUAGAGGGCUUGACAUCUUGCAAGGCUAUUAGGGACAUCAACCCUGGUGUGUCACCUUGGAAUCUUGAUGACAAAGUGAGAUUGGUUGUCCCUUUGAGAUGUUCUUGCCCUUUUUCGUCUCAAGUUAGACCACAGCCAAAGCUUCUGCUUUCUUAUCCUGUGAGUGAAGGUGAUACACUUUCCAAUUUGGCCUCAAAGUUUAAUGUUACCAUAGAAGCUAUUGUUUCUGCUAAUAACAUAUCAUCACAAACUAGAAGUCUUGCACUUGCACCCUUUACCUCUAUUCUCAUUCCACUUUAUGGUAAGCCUGUCAUUGGUCCUUUAGCUAAGCCUAAGGAACCAAAUUCUGGAUUUCAAACAGCCACCAUCCCAGUAACAAGUCCUCACAAGAAGUCACCAAUGUGGAAAACUGAAUUGUGUAUUGGCCUAGCUGGGGUUGCACUUGGAGUUUGCAUUGCUUUUGCUGCAGCCUUUUUCUUUGUGAGAUUGAAGCACAAGAAGGGGGAAGAGAAUUCAUGCAAAGAAAGAGAUAUGGAGCUGCAACAUCUGAAUCAAAGUGUGAGAACCACCUCAACUAGUGACAAGAAAGUUUCAUUUGAGGGCUCCCAGGAUGCUCUUGAUGUGAAGAUUGUGGAUGCCACACCGCGCAAGAUGUUGCUAGAGACAUACACCAAUGAAGAUAUGAUAAAAGCAACCGAAGAUUUCAGCUCAAGCAACCACAUUGAAGGAUCAGUGUACCACGGUCGUUUGAAUGGGAAGAACAUGGCAAUCAAAAGAACAAAGGCAGAAACAGUGUCAAAGAUGGAUCUUGGCCUUUUCCAUGAUGCACUUCACCACCACCCCAAUAUACUAAGGCUUCUUGGAACAAGCAUGUUGUUGGAGGAGGGGAAGGAACAAGAGUCAUUUUUAGUUUUUGAGUAUGCCAAAAAUGGUUCAUUGAAAGAUUGGCUUCAUGGUGGAUUAGCCAUCAAGAACCAAUUCAUUGCUUCCUGCUACUGUUUCCUAACAUGGAGCCAAAGGCUCAAGAUCUGCCUUGAUGUGGCAAGUGCCUUGCAGUACAUUCACCAUGUUAUGAAUCCAAGCUAUGUGCACAGAAACGUAAAGAGCAGAAACAUCUUUUUGGAUGAAGAAUUUGGUGCCAAGAUAGGGAAUUUUGGUAUGGCAAGUUGUGUUGAGAAUGACACUGAGGACCCACAUUUCUAUUCCACCAACCCUGCCUCUUGGAGUCUUGGUUACUUGGCACCUGAGUAUGUGCACCAAGGUGUGAUUUCCCCAAGCAUUGAUAUCUUUGCUUAUGGGGUGGUUUUGUUGGAAGUUUUGUCUGGUCAAACUCCUAUAAGCAGGCCUAAUGAGAAGGGGGAAGGAAGCAUUUGGCUUAGUGAUAAAAUCAAGUCCAUUUUGGUGUCUGAAAAUGUGAAUGAUCUAAGGGAGUGGAUAGACAGUGCAUUGGGGGAGAACUAUUCAUUUGAUGCAGCUGUGACACUUGCCAACAUUGCAAGAGCUUGUGUAGAGGAAGAUUCUUCUUUGAGACCAAAUGCAAGGGAAAUAGUUGAGAAGAUAUCAAGAUUGGUGGAGGAAUUACCACAAGGGGAACAUAACAUGUUAAUGUGUGAAAGCUCUAGCAAACCUCUGGUGAAGGCAGUGGAAAACAGUCUUGAAUAAUCAUCCACUGAAGGAAGGAAUCAAAGUAGAUCCAUGAUCCUUGAUUUUGGCCAAUAUGUUCAAUCCUCGUUGAUUUCAGAGCCCGUAGGAAAUGGCUACCAUAACUAAAAAUUUCUCUUGCUCUUGGAUUUUUCCAUGUAUUUUGUCCUUUUUUAAUGUAUGUAAUUACCAUAACAAAUUAGAAUAAGAUACAAAACUGUUGUUCUUUUUCUUUGCCAGGAGAUAAAAAGAGACACUAUGUAACAAAAUUCGUCAGAGAAGCAUCUUUCAUCUUUCUCUUUCAUCAAAGACACGGAUAUUUUGACUGAUUCAGUCAAAGAUUAACAACAGCAGAUGGAGAAUAUGUAAAUUAUACUAUCAUUUUGGCUCACAUUUUUGUUAUUAUCUG